CAGCUUUCUUGUCACAUAACUUGUCAUUUAUCCGGCUCGAUGUAACAUUGGGGUAGGGGCGAAAUCUCGCAGUAAAAGUGAUACUGUGUUGGAUUUUUUGAAAAUUUCUUGGUACGAACGCGGCGCCUAAAUUACCAGUCGACAUGCUGCUGCUGGAGACUCCCAAUCCGCAUUUCAUACCCGGGUACACGGGCUUUUGUCCCCAGUAUAAAUAUCGCAUUGGCGAUACCUACGGCACCAUUACGCACAAAGUGCUGUUAGAUCCCGCUGUAUUUCACGCCGAAAAAUUGGUGUUAUCUGAUAGAUUUGCCGACGAUUAUCACGUUGUUCGGCCACCUUUAAAAGAUAUAGAUAUAGUAAAUGAUAGACAUGGAGACACGAUUUAUAAACAUCCUAUGGUUCCUGGAUACGAAGGAUUCGUGCCUCGAGAGCACGGGAUAUUCGGUCAAAGGUUUACAGUGCAAGCCACCGAAGGCCUUUCGGAUUUCGAAAAAUCCCAAAUGCUGAAGAGGCAGAAUCUGAACGAAAUAACCAAAAUCGGCUAUCUGCAAGACAACAAAUGGGAUCCGAAAACACUAGACGAGAAGCAGCUGGGCCAGAGCGUGUACAAGUUGCCUUUGAUGGAAGUGAGGCCAGAAUGUGCGGGAUUGCUGAGGAAUAUACCGAUAACUGAAGCGCCCAUCACGCCUCCCAGCCACUCUGCCAGCCCCUACUUUUGCGAUAACGACAGGCCCGAUAAAUACCUCAAAGCUGGAUUUACCGGGCACGUGCCGUUCGGCUACGCCUCGUUCGGCAAAACCAACCAAGAGAUGACGAACAGCGCUCUCUGCGAUUUCACGUCGAAUUAUCGAAAGCGAUUGAGCAACGAAUGGGCGCCGGUGCAAAUCGACAGGCCCAAUCCCCCCGUCCUGAUACAACCCACUGAAAUUUACCACAAACACAUCGGACAGAUGCCCAACUACGGGGGACACAUCCCCGGCGCGAUAUUUAGGUACAUCUACAAGGGGGGACAUGGAAUUUUCGACUGGUUGCGCUGCUUUCAUUGUAAUUUUUUUUAGAUAUGGUAAAACGUACGGAAACGAUUCGAGGGAUGCCAAGCGAUGGUUAAGAGGCGACUUUUCGUCGUAGCAUUAAUUCUAUUAUAGGAUUACGAAAUAGUUACUGGUCUUCCAAACGAACAGGAGCGCAUUUGAAGGAAGUACGUUCG
Molecule: messenger RNA, 1207 nt
Organism: Phyllotreta striolata
Lineage: Eukaryota; Metazoa; Arthropoda; Insecta; Coleoptera; Chrysomelidae
Source: the annotation of a GenBank genome assembly